ACUAGUCGAUAUAUCUCAUCGCAAUUAAAUAGAUGUACUUCAGUAUAUAAAUAAAAUAAAGUAAAAUAAGUAAAUCUGCUGGAAUAUGCAAUCGCGCUAGCCGAAAACAAUUGGAAAAUGUGUGUGGAACACCCAGAGCGAGUGUAGACCGUUAUCCGUGCUGGCUAUGGUGACGAGGGACCACAAAACUGAUAAAUCCGAGGCCGACGCCCACUGAACGCAGUUUCCUGUACAGGAGUUUAGUUUUGGAUAAACGCAAAUUGGACACUUUGGCUCCGCUGGAGUGCACCCCCAACGUAAGCGCAAUGUCACAAGUAAUAUCUAACACGCCCACACCCCAAAUGCUGACGACAUCAACGCCCAUAGAACCCAUGAAACCACCACCAGCGUUUCCCACGCUAGGCGGUACAAACAUGCACGAGCAGGCGUCGGACAUGAUACUGCGGGCCUCCACCAUUUUCGGGGACCUCAAGCACGACGGACAGGAUCUGGAAAACGUGCCCCAUGGAGUUGAGACUGAGGCGGAUGAGGAUUCGCCGUACGGCGGCAACGGCAGCUCCAAGAUUCGCAUCAUGCCCAGCGUAAAACUAAUGGCCGCGCCACACGCCUCCGAUCCCAAACGAAAGUUCGUCUGCCCCUACGACAACUGUACAAAGAGCUACGGCAAGAGCUCCCACCUGCGGUCCCACCUCACCUGGCACACGGGCAUCAAGCCCUUCGUCUGCAGCGAGCCCAAGUGCGGCAAGGGAUUCACCCGCUCUGACGAGCUCAACCGGCACCUGCGGACGCACACCGGCGAGAAGCCCUUCGAGUGCAUCCAGUGCACCAAGAAGUUCUCGCGCAGCGACCACCUCACCAAGCACCUGGCCACCCACGACCGCCAGCUGAAGGGCAGCACGCCGAAGAGAUCGGUUCCCGGCGGCGGAGUGCGACUCAAGCCCUCGAAGAAACACUCCCAGUCGGAGUCGGACUCGGGCUUCCACUUCAUGGCCGCGAUGGUUGGCUGCGGCGACCAGGGAAUGGAGCAUCACCAUCAGCAGCAACUCACCCAGCAGCACCAGCAGCCCGCGGACAUUGUCGACUGUCAGCACAAGCCGCUCAAGAUCAAGCUGGAGCGGCCGGAGCACAGCGACAAGUACCAGAUCGUGGCCCCGGAGCACCAGCAACAGAGUCAGGGACAGAACCAGAACCAGAGCCAGCUGCCAUCUUUCCUUAACCAGGCCAAGCCCGAGGUGAAGUAUGAGCCGGCCGACGAAAUUGUAAAUACCCUAUCUCAGUUACCGCCUGCGGACGGCCCUGGCACCUACGGCAUGCCACAGUUUGUCCAGGAUCGGCCCUUCCGGUGCCGGCAGUGCGAGAAGCGGUUCAAGCGGCAGGACGACCUCAACCGGCACAUACGAACGCACACCGGCGAGAAGCCCUACGCCUGUCCACAGUGCUGCCGCCGGUUUGUGAGGAGCGAUCACUUGAAAAAGCACCAGCAGACGCAUUUGAAGAUACGAUAGUUUCUUAGUUGUAAUACUUAAGUCGCUAGCCAUUGGCAUCCAGUUUAUAUUGGCUAAAACACGGGCGUGUGUCGGGUGACGCACACAGUACAAUAAAAUUAAAUAAAUUCGCAAUCUAACAAUA
This is a messenger RNA of Drosophila elegans, 1629 nucleotides long. Its product is annotated as zinc finger protein 135. Gene Ontology annotation, biological process: regulation of transcription by RNA polymerase II. The transcript has 2 exons. Bases 306 to 1505 code for a protein of 399 amino acids. Gene Ontology annotation, molecular function: RNA polymerase II cis-regulatory region sequence-specific DNA binding; DNA-binding transcription factor activity, RNA polymerase II-specific. The record is from RefSeq and is a predicted model, not a curated record. Lineage: Eukaryota; Metazoa; Arthropoda; Insecta; Diptera; Drosophilidae.